CGAUCUAAAGGGCAGCUCAAGGUGAACGUGAACUUCACACGACAUUAAUUUUCGUCAGACUCGUACCGGUACAGAUUCAGUCUCUUCCAACAUCUCUGUAAGGACAGUUACGUAUAUCCGUUGAAUUCAUAAUGGCACCCGAACGCAAAUUCUUUGUUGGCGGAAACUGGAAAAUGAAUGGCAACAAGAAAGAAAUUGAUGGAAUCAUCGCCUUUCUAACUGCUGGCCCUCUUGAUCCUAAUACAGAAUUGGUGUGUGGUGUCCCAUCUUGUUACUUGGAGUACUGUCACCAGAAACUUCCAGGCACAAUUGGAGUUGCUGCCCAGAAUUGUUACAAGGUUCCUAAGGGUGCUUUCACUGGUGAAAUUUCACCUGCUAUGAUCAAGGAUGUUGGUGUAGAAUGGGUCAUCCUAGGCCACUCAGAAAGAAGAAAUGUAUUUGGUGAAUCUGAUGCUCUUAUUGCAGAAAAAGUUGGCCAUGCGCUAAGUGAAGGCCUGAAAGUUAUUCCUUGCAUUGGAGAGAAACUGGAAGAGCGUGAGUCUGGUAAAACUGAGGAAGUUGUUUUCUCCCAACUGAAAGCAAUUGUUCAAAAGAUUCCCCUAGAUAAAUGGGAAAAUGUGGUUAUUGCAUAUGAGCCUGUUUGGGCUAUUGGAACAGGGAAGACAGCUUCUCCUCAGCAAGCUCAAGAAGUCCAUGGAAAAUUGCGGCAAUGGUUGUCUGAAAACGUGAAUGCCGAGGUUGCCCAAAAGGUUCGAAUUAUUUAUGGAGGAUCUGUUACGGCUGAGAAUUGCCGUGAACUGGCCAAAGAAGCAGAUAUUGAUGGUUCGCUCGUAGGAGGAGCUUCACUGAAACCUGAUUUCAUUCACAUAGUCAAUGCCAGCCAGUGAAACCUGAAGUCAAGAAAUCGUUUAAAAGAUUUCUAUUGUGUUUUUUUUUUCUCCAGGUAGUGGAAUGCUUGAUAAACUCCUUAACUUGAUUUCUUCUUUCAUGGCUUUCCCUAAUCGUGUUGGUGUUCCUUUUUUAUGUGUUCGUUAAUAGAAAUAUAGGAUAUGAAAAAUAA
Messenger RNA from Daphnia magna, 1060 nucleotides. RefSeq names its product triosephosphate isomerase (gene Tpi). The coding region runs from base 132 to 887 and encodes 251 amino acids. Gene Ontology annotation, molecular function: triose-phosphate isomerase activity. The transcript is spliced from 6 exons. The record is from RefSeq and is a predicted model, not a curated record. Gene Ontology annotation, cellular component: cytosol. Lineage: Eukaryota; Metazoa; Arthropoda; Branchiopoda; Diplostraca; Daphniidae. Gene Ontology annotation, biological process: glycolytic process; gluconeogenesis; glyceraldehyde-3-phosphate biosynthetic process.